AUGGGGAGCGGGGCCAGUGCUGAGGACAGAGAGCUGGCCAAGCGGUCCAAGGAGCUGGAAAGGAAGCUGCAGGAGGACGCAGACAAGGAGGCCAAGACCGUCAAGCUGCUGCUGCUGGGGGCCGGGGAGUCGGGAAAGAGCACCAUCGUCAAGCAGAUGAAGAUCAUUCACCAGGACGGCUACUCGCCGGAGGAAUGCCUGGAGUACAAGUCCGUCAUCUACGGCAACGUGCUGCAGUCCAUCCUGGCCAUCGUCCGCGCCAUGUCCACCCUGGGCAUCGACUAUGCCCAACCGAGCUGCGCGGACGACGGGCGGCAGCUCAACAACCUGGCGGACUCCCUGGAGGAGGGCACCAUGCCCCCCGAGCUGGUGGAGGUGAUCACGAGGCUGUGGCAGGACGGCGGGGUGCAGGCCUGCUUCGACAGAGCGGCGGAGUACCAGCUCAACGACUCGGCGGCCUACUACCUGAACCAAUUAGACCGGAUCACGGCCACUAACUACCUCCCCAAUGAGCAAGAUGUGCUACGGUCCAGAGUCAAAACCACAGGCAUCAUUGAGACCAAGUUUUCCGUCAAAGACCUGAACUUCAGGAUGUUUGACGUGGGAGGGCAGAGGUCAGAGAGGAAGAAGUGGAUCCACUGCUUCGAGGGGGUCACGUGCAUCAUCUUCUGUGCGGCCCUCAGCGCCUACGACCUGGUGCUGGUGGAGGAUGACGAAGUGAAUCGCAUGCAUGAGUCCUUGCACCUGUUCAACAGCAUCUGCAACCACAAGUUCUUCGCGGCCACGUCCAUUGUCCUCUUUCUCAACAAGAAGGACCUCUUUGAGGAAAAAAUCAAGAAGGUGCAUCUCAGCAUUUGCUUCCCCGAGUAUGCUGGAAACAACUCUUAUGAGGAUGCAGGGAAUUAUAUCAAGAGCCAGUUCCUUGACCUCAACAUGCGAAAAGAUGUCAAAGAAAUCUACAGUCACAUGACCUGCGCUACGGACACGCAAAACGUCAAAUUUGUAUUUGACGCAGUUACAGAUAUUAUCAUCAAAGAAAACCUCAAGGACUGCGGGCUCUUCUAA
Molecule: messenger RNA, 1065 nt
Organism: Eptesicus fuscus (big brown bat)
Lineage: Eukaryota; Metazoa; Chordata; Mammalia; Chiroptera; Vespertilionidae
Gene: GNAT2
Product: G protein subunit alpha transducin 2
Exons: 8
Coding region: 1-1065 (354 amino acids)
Biological process (GO): adenylate cyclase-modulating G protein-coupled receptor signaling pathway; detection of chemical stimulus involved in sensory perception of bitter taste
Cellular component (GO): heterotrimeric G-protein complex; photoreceptor inner segment; photoreceptor outer segment
Molecular function (GO): G-protein beta/gamma-subunit complex binding; GTP binding; GTPase activity
Source: RefSeq, a predicted model, not a curated record